AAAUUAUAUAUAAUUUAAGGAUAUUAAGAAAGAUGUGUUCAUUGCAGCGUUUCUUGGAAGUUGUGCUAAUAGUCGGUUUAGCGACUUUGGGUGCGGCAGCAUCGGAUAAAAAAUUGGAGAAACGUGCCACUGCCUGUAAGGGAUGCUCGUACACUGGACGUACGUAUUAUACAUACCCUGAGGGCACCACUGUCGAGAGAAUUAUUUAUCAAGAUCGUGUUGAUACAGUUUAUCACGGUUGCAAUGAUAAUCCGUGCGGUGUAAAUGCAGUUUGUCAGGAAGCCAGUGGUGGUCGGCCUGUUUGCUCUUGUCCGCCGGGCUUUAGUGGAAAUCCAUUGACUCUCUGCAAUCGUGGUGAGUGCUUGGACAAUGUCGAAUGUCGCGGCGAUUUACAAUGUAAAAAUUCUCGCUGCGUUAAUCCAUGUGUUGGUGCAUGCGGUGCAAAUGCAAAUUGUGAACCUAAAAAUCAUGUGGCUGUAUGUAGUUGCCCUUCAGGAUUUAAAGGUGAUCCACUCGUUGCUUGUCAUCGCAUUGAUCCAGAGGAACAAUGUCAUCCUAGUCCUUGCGGAACGAAUACUAAAUGUGAAAUAGUUAAUAGUGUUCCGACAUGUUCUUGUUUACACGGUUAUAUCGGUAAUCCUUUGACCGGAUGCCGUCAUGAAUGUGAUCAUGAUGGCGAUUGCACUGCCCGUGAUAUGUGCAGCAAUUUUAAGUGUGUGCCCGCUUGUCAGCAAUGCGGUACGGGUGCCACAUGCAAUAGUGUAGCUAACCAUCGGGCGAUAUGCGAAUGUCCGAAAGGUUACAUCGGUAGUCCUUAUACCGAAUGUCGUCCAGAGUGUUAUGGUGAUUCGGAUUGUCCAUCUAAUCGGCCCGCGUGUUUUUAUGGUAUCUGCAAAAAUACCUGCGAAGGAGCUUGCGGUAUUGGUGCCGAUUGUCGUUUGCGCGGUUUAACACCUGUGUGCAGCUGUCCCCGUGAUAUGACGGGCGAUCCGUUUAUCCGCUGCCGUCCAUUCACCAAAGAAGAUUUAUGUGAGCCAAAUCCUUGCGGCACCAAUGCUAUUUGCAUUCCCGGUCACGAUAAUACUGGACGUGAGCGCCCCGUUUGCAAUUGCUUGCCCGGUUAUACCGGCAAUGCUUUAACUCAUUGCCUUCGAGGUGAAUGUACAAGCAAUAGCGAAUGCCCCGGUCAUAAAGCCUGCAUUAACUACCAAUGCGUAAAUCCUUGCAUUGGUAAAUGCGCGUCCGGUGCCACCUGUGAGCCUAAAGCUCAUUUGGCCGUUUGCAAAUGUCCGCCUGGUUAUAGUGGCGAUGCCUUGAUCUCUUGUCGUCAAGCUCGAACUCAACCGGUCGCAAAAUAUACUUCAUGUGCCGCAUGUAAAUAAGUCAACAGCGACAGUCGUUGAUGCCAUUAAUGUUUUAUGCCAUAAAUUUUGUUAAUAACUAAUAUUCAAAUUUCUUUUUAACUUUAUUCUUACACAUCUACACACAAUGCAGUUUUUGUAACUUUUGCGGCUGAUUUUCUUAAUAUCUUUUGCUUACUCGUGAUUUUAUUUAUAUAUAUAUAUUCUUACAAAGAAAUGCUCUUUUGUUGUUAAAAGUCAUAUAUGUGAAAAAGAACGAAAA
Glossina fuscipes is the source of this 1623-nucleotide messenger RNA. RefSeq names its product neurogenic locus notch homolog protein 1 (gene aspr). Bases 33 to 1382 code for a protein of 449 amino acids. The transcript is spliced from 6 exons. The record is from RefSeq and is a predicted model, not a curated record. NCBI's taxonomy places the organism in Eukaryota, Metazoa, Arthropoda, Insecta, Diptera, Glossinidae.